GCGGCCCUGCCGCCGGGUCCACCUUAAGGGGCGCGCUGACAUCAGCGCGCCGCCGCCGCCCGUGGGGUGGGAUUUCCUCCACUGUUGCUGCCGCGGAUCCUGCGCCGCGUCCAGCCCGCGCGCCCGACCCCGGCCCGACCCGGCCGGCCCCGCCCGCCCGGCACGGGGAGGGAUGCGGCGGCGCGGCGCCCAGGAUGCCCCGCAGCCCCGGGACGCGCCUCAAACCCGCCAAGUACAUCCCGGUAGCCACGGCCGCCGCGCUGUUGGUUGGCUCCAGCACACUCUUCUUCGUAUUCACGUGCCCAUGGUUGACAAGAGCUGUGUCUCCAGCUAUUCCUGUCUACAAUGGCAUCCUCUUCCUCUUUGUCCUGGCCAACUUCAGUAUGGCUACCUUCAUGGACCCUGGAGUCUUCCCCCGAGCCGACGAGGACGAGGACAAGGAGGAUGACUUCAGGGCCCCGCUGUACAAGAAUGUGGAUGUGCGGGGCAUCCAGGUCCGCAUGAAAUGGUGUGCAACGUGCCAUUUCUACCGUCCACCACGCUGCUCACACUGCAGCGUCUGUGACAACUGUGUGGAGGACUUUGAUCAUCACUGCCCCUGGGUCAACAACUGCAUUGGACGCCGCAACUACCGUUACUUCUUCCUGUUCCUGCUGUCACUCAGCGCACACAUGGUGGGGGUGGUGGCCUUCGGCCUGCUGUACGUGCUCAAUCACUCAGAGGGGCUGGGAGCUGCCCACACCACCAUCACCAUGGCCGUCAUGUGUGUGGCUGGCCUUUUCUUCAUUCCUGUCAUCGGCCUCACUGGCUUCCACGUGGUUCUGGUCACUCGGGGGCGCACCACCAAUGAGCAGGUGACUGGGAAGUUCCGCGGGGGUGUGAAUCCCUUCACCCGAGGCUGCUAUGGGAACGUGGAGCACGUGUUAUGCAGUCCCCUGGCGCCCCGGUAUGUAGUGGAACCCCCCAGGAUGCCGCUCUCAGUGAGCCUAAAGCCACCCUUCCUGAGGCCUGAGCUCCUGGAACGAGCUGUGCCCCUCAAGGUCAAACUUAGCGACAAUGGGCUGAAAGCUGGCCGCAGCAAGUCCAAGGGCAGUCUAGACCAGUUAGAUGAGAAACCUCUGGACCUGGGACCGCCACUGCCCCCCAAGAUAGAGGCUGGCACCUUUGGAAGAGAUCUGAAGACCCCAAGACCUGGCAGUGCUGAGAGUGCCCUAUCAGUACAGAGGACCAGUCCCCCAACACCUGCCAUGUAUAAGUUCCGGCCAGCCUUCUCCACUGGUCCCAAGACACCCUUUUGUGGACCUAGUGAGCAGGUCACAGGUCCUGACUCCCUUACUCUGGCAGAUGACAGCACCCAAAGUCUAGACUUUGUGUCUGAGCCCAGCCUGGAUCUCCCAGACCAUGGGCCUGGUGGUCUACAUCCUACCUACCCCCCCUCCCCACCCCUCAAUGCCACUGAUGCCUUCUCAGGUGCCUUACGCUCCCUGAGUCUCAAGGCUGGUGGUCGGAGGGGUGGGGACCACAUGACCUUACAGCCACUGCGCUCCGAAGGUGGGCCCCCUACACCCCACCGUGGUCUCUUUGCUCCUCAUGCACUGCCCAACCGAAAUGGCAGCCUGUCAUAUGACAGCCUGCUUAACCCUGGCUCACCCAGUGGCCACGCAUGCCCCACACACCCCUCUGUUGGUAUGGCCGGCUACCAUUCACCCUACCUGCACCCCGGGCCGUCAGAUCCACCACGGCCCCCACCCCGCAGCUUCAGCCCUGUGCUGGGUCCCCGGCCUAGGGAGCCCUCUCCUGUGCGUUAUGACAACCUGUCUCGGACCAUCAUGGCCUCUAUCCAGGAGCGCAAGGACAGAGAAGAGCGUGAACGGCUGCUGCGUUCCCAGACUGACUCACUCUUUGGCGACUCUGGUGUCUAUGACACACCCAGCUCCUACAGCCUGCAACAGGCCAGUGUGUUAACGGAAGGUCCCCGUGGCUCUGUGCUGCGUUAUGGCUCCAGGGAUGACCUCGUGGCUGGGCCUGGCUUUGGUGGUGCCCGCAAUCCUGCCCUGCAGACGUCAUUGUCCUCACUGUCCAGCUCCAUGAGUCGGGCACCUCGGACAUCUUCCUCCUCCCUGCAGGCUGACCAGGCCAACAACAAUGCCCCAGGACCCCGGCCUGGCAGUGGUUCACACAGGUCACCUGCCCGUCAGGGCCUGCCUUCCCCACCAGGCACGCCCAGAUCGCCCUCCUACACGGGCUCCAAGGCUGUUGCCUUCAUCCACACGGACCUCCCGGACCGGCAGCCCUCACUGGCUAUGCAGAGGGAUCACCCUCAGCUGAAGACCCCCCCAAGUAAGCUUAACGGGCAGUCCCCAGGCAUGGCCCGUCUGGGGCCUGCUGCCAGCCCCAUGGGGCCCAACGCCAGCCCUGCCCGGCACACGCUGGUUAAGAAGGUGUCCGGCGUGGGUGGGACUACGUACGAAAUCUCGGUGUGAGAACUGACCACCACUCAUCUGCUGUGAUUCCACGGGGACCAGGACCCCCACAGUAGCUCCCCAACCCUAUCAAGUUCUCUGCCCCCAGGGAGGAGGCUACCCAAGCCUGCUGUGGACACGUCAACAGGAAAGAAAGCCUCCACAAGCUUGUGCUCCGGCCUCUGCCUGUUCAUCUACUUACCUAGUACUCACAGGGCAGACGGGUCCAAGGCUGGGAUGGGGACCUGGAUUGCCUCCUUCAUCAGCCAAGCUCAGCCCUGCACCCUAUUGCCCUCAUUCCCUAAGGCCAGACUCCAACAGUCCCAUGGGUCCACCCACUCCUGUCUGGAUGGGUUGUUCAGCCCUGUUCUCCAGCUGCUCCUAAUUCAUGGCCUUUCACUGACAAAGCUGGUCGCUUGUUGCUUGGCAAGGCCUAUGCUUUGCAGGGAGCAUAACCCUGGCCUGCUCUGGGUUGGGAUGGAUGGAUGAACAGAUGGACAGAUAAUCUAGCGGUAGCAGGGGUCCCACUCCCUCUGUCCGUCUUGCCUGGCUGGUGGGUUCAUGUCCCUGUGUCUGUAUGCUGUGCUGCCGUGCCACGUCUGAUGUGUUAGUGCUCGGCUGCCACUGUUCUUUCAUCAAAGCCUUAACUUCUGCUUUAUGCUCUUGUGGGAGGUGAUGGGGAGUGGGGUAGGCCAGAGCAGAGAGGGGGCCAGAUGCUGCCCCAGGGACCAGUGGGGCCUAGAGCCCCCUCCCUCUCUCUCAGGCCUUCCCUGCCAAACUGGAGAGUCCUCACCCCAAAGCAUCCCGAGUUCCCAGCACUGGCUUGGCCAGCGCAGCUGGAAAGCACAUCAGGGAGGGGUCAGUUCUUCCCCUGGCGUCAGGGACCUGAGUAAGCACAUGGCAGCGUUCGCUUGCAUUGUGUCUGUUUUAUGUUUUUAUAUUUACAUCUAUAUAUCUAUAAUUUUAUUAAAAAAAGGAAAAAUCA
Messenger RNA from Mastomys coucha (southern multimammate mouse), 3447 nucleotides. RefSeq names its product zinc finger DHHC-type palmitoyltransferase 8 (gene Zdhhc8). Gene Ontology annotation, biological process: protein palmitoylation. The transcript is spliced from 11 exons. Lineage: Eukaryota; Metazoa; Chordata; Mammalia; Rodentia; Muridae. The coding region runs from base 195 to 2483 and encodes 762 amino acids. The record is from RefSeq and is a predicted model, not a curated record. Gene Ontology annotation, molecular function: palmitoyltransferase activity.